This is a messenger RNA of Penicillium digitatum Pd1, 2763 nucleotides long. Its product is annotated as putative GTPase activating protein (Gyp5). The record is from RefSeq and is a predicted model, not a curated record. Lineage: Eukaryota; Fungi; Ascomycota; Eurotiomycetes; Eurotiales; Aspergillaceae.
AUGGCCGACAUGUCGACGCCUAACCACAGUCCUGAAUACGACGAAGGGGAGUCUUUUGAUGACGCCCUUGAAACACCCGAAAUCCAGGAGAACAACAACAACAAUCUCAACGUCACCAUCCCCAAGUCCACUUCCACCCGAUCGUUGACCGACAGUCCUCCAAUUGGCUCACAUAUGUCUCUGGAACUGGCGGAGAAAUCUCCGUUCCCCUCUGAAUCGCAGGACGAGAAGAAGACGGAGACCGUCGAGGAGCAGGACAAGGAUGGCGAGGGGCAAAAUGGACAGAAUGACAAGAAAAACAAGAAGGAACAGGGGACGAAGCAGGACGAAGGAACGGAUACCAACGAUGAGGAUAACCAUGACGCCGACAACGAGGUGAACACCGUAGCCGAUGAGUCCAUCCAGGGUGACAAGCCGGAGCAAGGGUCCGAGGUUACGCAGAAAGAGGUAGAGAAGAACGAGGAAGAUCACGAUCAGAGCCCACUGCAAAAGUCGCCUCUACUCACGUCCCACCGUUUAUCAACAUCAUCAUCGCUUGACGAGGUGAACCUGAUGAAUAGCAAAGAAGACGAGCCGACAGACAAGGCACAGGGCCACGAGGACAAAACAGAACCGCCUCCGUUGCCUCCUAAGGAUGAUCCUGCUCCGGCAAGCACAGGGCUGAUGGGUCUGUCAGGUGGUCUACCCUCAAUCCCAUGGGCGGCUCCUCCAGUGAACAGGAACCCACCUAUUCCCCAGCCAGCCCCUCCUCGAAAGCCGAGUGGCCCCUUUGCGUGGUUCUCUCGAAGCUCAACCGCGACCAAUGCUAAGGACAUGAAGUCGUCACCCCGUUCCAUUAGCCGACGAAACACUGCCACCUCCUUAUCGACUCUUUCAAGCAAUCUAGACCAGAUUGCUCGUGAUGGCGAUGACCUUUCGAGCGUCGGCUCAAGGAAGCCGAGACAAAACAGCCUUAAGGAUCAAUUCAAGAUGCUGCGUCAGCGAGAUGAGAGCCAUGCACCAGAGGUUGAUCGGACGAGCGUGUCAUCGGGCCAGGCCAGAAUCAGCCAGUCUGGAGCUAGCCCCUAUAUCAUCCCAGAGGAAGGAGAGGAUAGCAUAUUGGCGGCAUCGGCAGCCACCUCACCUUCGACGACCGUUGCUCCUGGGAGAACGGAUUCUGUGGCUGAUGGUUCUAGCCCGGUGGACUGGGAGAUGUGGCAACACCUCGUGAACAACGGGCCUCAGGCCUUGGCAAGCUCGGAGGAACUGAAUGCCGCCAUCAAACGAGGAAUCCCUCAGACGAUCCGAGGCGUGAUUUGGCAAAUCUUGGCGGAUUGCCAGACUACUGAUAUGGAGGACACCUACCGAGAUCUCGUGGCGCGUGGCACAGCACAAGACAAAGAUGGACGAACAAUAAAUGGCACUGAAUCGGAGUCAUCACGCUCUUCAGUCCGCUCCCACCACUCGGGUUCCGUAUCACGAUCUAGCAGCGGUACCCCUAGUCCAUCUCACGAAGGAGACACAGAGAAGUUGUCUAAAGAACAUGCCUCUAGUGACGUUGAUCGUCUGAAGAAGGCAAAGACAGACGCUGUUGCGCUGCAAAGAUUGGAGAAGGCCAUCAGGCGAGACCUGGGUGCUCGCACUAGCUAUGCAAAAUACUUUGUUUCCCAGGGAAGCCAAGAAGGCCUAUUUGGGUUGUGCAAGGCAUACGCCCUGUAUGAUACGGGAGUUGGAUACGCGCAAGGCAUGAACUUUAUCGCUAUGCCAUUGCUGUUCAAUAUGGACGAAGUCGAUGCUUUCGCCAUGAUGGUCAAGCUGAUGAACAAGUACUCUCUACGAGAUAUGUUCAUUCAGGAUAUGCCUGGGCUUCACCGCAGCCUAUACCAAUUCGAGCGACUCCUAGAAGACUUAGAACCCGCUCUCUACUGCCAUCUCCGGCGCCGUGGGGUUCCCCCUCAGCUCUACGCCACCCAGUGGUUCUUGACUCUGUUCGCCUACCGUUUCCCGCUGCAACUGGUGCUUCGCAUCUAUGACCUGAUCUUUGAAGAGGGACUAGAGACCACGAUCCUCAAAUUUGGUGUUGCAAUUAUGCGACGAAAUGCAGACGCGCUGCUUGGAAUGAAAGACAUGAGUGUGCUCACUACUUUCUUGAAAGAGCGUUUGUUUGACGCCUACAUUGACAAGCAGCCAUCCACCUCGUCAAUCUUGGAGUCGGGCUUCUUCGGAAGCUCCGGUGCCUCCGAUAAGGAGAUCUACCGAUCCGACAUCAUGGUGCAGGACGCCUGUGCCAUUCCCCUCACGUCUGAGAUGAUUACCAUGUACACUUCGGAAUGGGAGGAAAAGACUCGAACUGAGAAAGCGCGUGAAGUCGAACUGGAGCACCUGCGGCACACUGUGAGCAUACAAGGCGCCCGUGUACGACUUCUUGAGGAACGUGCCGAAGCAUCAGACAAGGAGCAUGUGCAAUUGGCCUCUGAGCUGGUGCAUGUUAAGGUUGAGAAUGAAGAGCUACGCGAUGUCAAAGAGGCACUGGAACUCCAGGUCAGGGAACUAAAGAACGUGGUUGACAAGCAACCGGCCGAGGUCGAGGAGAAGCUCCGCCUCGAAAUGGAUAGGAUCAUGAAGCGGAACAUUGAGGUGCAAAACGAGAACCGUGCGAUGGAAGAAUCAAUGUCCGACAUGGAGAAGGAGUUGGUCACCACAAAAAUGAAGUGGGCAGAGAUUUCCGAGAACCACGAGAACCUCCGCCAGAAAUGGAGCGACCUUCGUCGUGCCCUUGACUGA